AUCACAUCUGCCCCUAUACAGUGCGGAUUCGACUGUCCCUCUACCGUCCUCCUCCAUCAUCGAGAUACAUUCUCGGGUGUAUGGGCACAACCGCACGUUACAAUGGUCAUCUACUUGUUGGGGUGCAUCUUGCUCGUCAUUGUUCCCAUACUCCUGGAACAGUAUCCACGUUACCUCAAAAGAGUGUCGUCUCAUUCGCAAUCAUCUUCUUCCUCGUCCUCCUUGCCCACACCCAAUCCUUCGCAAUCGCAAGAUGCCAUCGCAUAUCCAAAAUUCGAACCUAGCCUCGAUGGAGUAGACGAAAAGGCGAUUGAAUUAGCGCCGUUAGUGAAACCCGUUCAGAAAGCAAGGGAAUCGAGGAAACCGUGGGAACCGCCGUUUCCUAAAGCGCCGUUCCCACAUACAGAGGCGAGCUCGGCGACCAUUGCGGAGUCAACGCGGAAUACUAUUUCGCAGAGGGUUGAUGACAGGGGUCGUGACAGUGAUCAAGUGGCGGCGGGCGGUAUGCCGACCCAAGGAAAUACGGAUAUUCCACCAAACGAUGGAACUUCUACUGGUAUCCUUCCUGGUUCCGUCAGCCACAGAAUCACUUCUUUGGAAGCCAACCCUUCACCGCCUCCUAUAUCGUAUCGAGAGUAUGACGGUCGAUCCCACCCGUCUGCGCUCAAAAUCUUCAUCUUUGUACUCGUGUUCACGGUCUUUCUCGCACUAUUCGCUCUCAUGAUCGCGCACUCUCUAGCUGUGUUUCUUGUGUAUAAAGCGGAGUCGAGGCUGGGGGAUGUCAGGAAGGGCUUGUUGAAAGGCGGAGGUGGAGACAUGCGUCUUUGUCUCUGUGCAAAGAAUUGA
Messenger RNA from Periconia digitata, 846 nucleotides. NCBI's taxonomy places the organism in Eukaryota, Fungi, Ascomycota, Dothideomycetes, Pleosporales, Periconiaceae. The record is from the annotation of a GenBank genome assembly.